ACUGUCAACAACCUCCCAUUCUGAAGACACGCUCACAACAGAGAGUGGGGAAACAGUUUGAGACCUAGCAUCAUUUAAAUCUCCACAAGCAGAAAAGCCAGUUGGUGUUAAUUUCCUGAGUAUGCUGAGGAGAGAUGUAUUGAUAGCAAGAAAAUAUGAGCACCAGUGACUAUGUUGGGAGAGACCACAUAUCUAGAGAAGAAUGGAAAUGGAUAGAUUUAAUCUUGAGCAAAUUGCUGAAGUUCUCUGAGUUUUUGUUUCCUCAUCUGUAGAAUGUGGGUGUUAGACGAGCAGACAAAAUCCAGGCCCUUCCAGCCAUUGGAAUUUAUUGAAGAGAAAAAUGAAGACAGGACAUUUUAAAAUGGUCACCAUGCUGCUGUCAGCUGUGAUUCUAAUGAAUAUCUUCCAGGUGAAGGCUACUAUGUUAGACAUGGCAGAUAAUGCAUUUGAUGACGAAUACCAGAAAUGUACUGACAGGAUGGAAAUCAAAUAUGUUCCCCAACUGCUCAAGGAAGAAAAAGCAAGCCAUCAGCUUUUUGAGGAUGUGUGGGAAAAUGCAAAAGCCAAGUGGGAAGCUCGGAAGACUCACCUCUCUCUCCCUAUGAGUUUUAAGGAUAACCAUGGAAUAGCCCUGAUGGCAUAUAUUUCUGAAGCUCAAGAGCAAACUUCCUUUUACCAUCUGUUCAAUGAAGCUGUGAAGAUGGCUGGCCAAUCUCGAAAAGAUUAUAUCUAUGGCUUCCAGUUCAAAGCUUUUCAUUUUUACCUGACCAAAGCCCUGCAGUUGCUGAGAAGACCUUGUGAGGAUAGCUACAAAAAUGUGGUGUAUAGCACAAGCCAGGGAACUUCGUUUACCUUUGGAGGGCUAAACCAAGCCAGAUUUGGCCAUUUCACCUUGGCACAUUCAGCCAAACCUCAAGCAGCAAGUGAUCAACACAUUCUGUUAACCAUUCACACAUGCUUUGGAGUUGCCAUUGGAAAAUUUGUUGAUAAAGAAAAUGAAAGUGGAAGAAUUAUUAUUAUACCUCUGAAUGAGAUUUUUUAUGUGUCACAGGAUGGGGCUAGCAAUAAUCUUAUCCUUCGAAGCACAAACAAGACCUGCAGCCAUUACGAGUGUGCAUUUCUAGGAGGUCUGAAAAUGGCAAAUUGUGUUGAGAACAUAGAAUAUUUUCUACCCAUCUAUGUUGCCAGCCCUGGUGAUAAAAAACAGAAGCUUGAAGACCCUGGAAUGAAAAGCCAGGAGUCCACUGUCUUACCUGGUGUGAAGAACCAUGAACCCAUCCAAAUGCCUGAAUAUAAAAGUCAAGAAGACAUCAACAAUCCUACUCCAGCUCCAGCUCCAGCUCCAGUUCCAGGUCCCAAAACCCAUCCCUCUGCAUCCUCUGGCAAAAUGCUCCUUCCAUCGUUUGGGGCAUUCAUCAUUUUAAUCAGUGCUUCUAUAUAUCUCUUUGUUAGUCUUUAGUCAGCUAUAUUCUUUAUUAUGUUAAGUACACUACAGGGAUCCCACAGGAAAUGAUCAAAAGGAAUGUUAUAUUUUUCACUUGUUGGCCAAAGUCAGUUGAUAAAAUGAGAACUGUAUAUGUUAUUCACUUUUCAAAUUCAGAAAGUUUGUCCAGUUAUGUUGUAGAAUCAUUUUCACUUAUUUGUAUAUUAAUCUAUUGCAAAAACCUUAUUUCUGGUUGAAUUCAAUAAAAGACUUAAGAUUAUUAGAUAUAA
This is a messenger RNA of Myotis daubentonii (Daubenton's bat), 1713 nucleotides long. RefSeq names its product ADP-ribosyltransferase 3 (inactive) (gene ART3). NCBI's taxonomy places the organism in Eukaryota, Metazoa, Chordata, Mammalia, Chiroptera, Vespertilionidae. The coding region runs from base 341 to 1459 and encodes 372 amino acids. The transcript has 11 exons. Gene Ontology annotation, molecular function: NAD+ poly-ADP-ribosyltransferase activity; NAD+-protein-arginine ADP-ribosyltransferase activity. The record is from RefSeq and is a predicted model, not a curated record.